CAGUUCACCAUCAACUUUCCUAUAUCGUUCUUGGAGCCACUUUGCAGACUCCGGAUCCUGAUAUUCAGGUGUGAUAGGUGUCGUUGUAAAUCGAGAGCCUUUAGUACCGGGUUUGAGAUCUUGAUGUCUGGAUGCCUGUCCAGGACCAUUAGCCUCUUUAUCCUUCGUAGCCAAUGAUUUAGCUUGAUUCCCAUCUAGGGUCUCGUUCCGUUUUGCGGCAUCUUUUGGUGAUUCCACGAUAGCCGGUUUAGACUUUGGGGGUUCCUUGACGCCCUUGAGUCGGAGAGCGCGUGGUACAAGCAUUCUGACCCAUGCGGUUUGCUUGGAGUUAGAAAGGGCUUUGAUUCCCGGCUCCGAGGUUGAAGUCUUGUUUGUACAUGGGGGUAGACCCUGGGAUCGUCAAGUUCGAAAGUGGUAUCCCCAAGGUAACGCGUGGUCACGUGGGUAUUUCCUAGAUCGCUCUAGCGUGAUGCCCUCUUGGCAUGACCGACAUCCGCAUCAUUAUUUCCUUUUCUUUUGCUACGGUGCUGCUAUACAGCGCAUUGCAUUGCACAGCACAAUCCACCCUCCCAAACUCCAAAAUAUGGCCAAAGAAAAGAACUUCAAUCCAGUCCAGGCGGCCAAGAAGGCAGAUAAAGCCAAAACUCUCAAAAAACAAAAAGCUCAAGUGCAAGCCCAGCGCACUGAGAAGCUCGCACGCCGCAACCCCGCCCGCAUACAACGCGAUAUCGAUGCGCUGAAAGAGGCUGAGCAGAGCGGAAGUCUACGAGCCCACGAGAAACAGCGUCUACAAGAACUUGAGAGGGAUUUGGCCGCUGUCGGCAAGGCACGAGAAGCACUCGGCGACAAGGCGCCACAAUUCAAACCCCCGAGAGACGACCGUGACGGUGAUAGAGGCACAAGGGGAGGAAGAGGGGGUGCACGAGGCGGAAGAGGCGGCAUAUUAGGAAAACGGACGAGGGAUGGACGAACUAAGCAAGAUGGAGAUGAGAGCAGUGACACAGAUGCGGAUGUGAGGGAUAUACCAAUGCCUCGAGAUACCCCUCCACCUAUUCCAAACCAACGCGGAAAAGCCGAUUCAACAGAGGAUGCAGCCCCGGAACCGAAAAAGGUCCAAAUCGUGUACGAAGCCGCGCCUGAAGUACGCAAUCUGAUGAAAGAGGCCACAAGAUUCAUGCCCACGUCCGUUGCACACAAGAUGAAGCUGGCGAAAGGAGAAGGACGACUGUUGGAGCCUGAUGAAUUCGACAAGCUGAAGGAGGAAGGGUACAUGAACGAGGGGAAGAAAGAAGUGCCACCCGGCGAAGAUCCAGAACUCGAUGCUUUACUAUCCGCGCACGACAUAGAUGUCGCGGCUAGCCAGGCGGCUGAAGCGGCAGUACAAGAGGCAGAGCAUGAGAUGAUAGCUGCUGAGGUGAAAGGGGAGAUGGUAGGCAAGGAAGCUGAAGUGGCAGAGAAGAAAUUGCGGAAUGUGGAAAUCGAGGAGGUGGAGGAUGAAGGCUACUGA
Messenger RNA from Periconia digitata, 1507 nucleotides. Lineage: Eukaryota; Fungi; Ascomycota; Dothideomycetes; Pleosporales; Periconiaceae. The record is from the annotation of a GenBank genome assembly.